Molecule: messenger RNA, 2246 nt
Organism: Chanos chanos (milkfish)
Lineage: Eukaryota; Metazoa; Chordata; Actinopteri; Gonorynchiformes; Chanidae
Gene: hibadha
Product: 3-hydroxyisobutyrate dehydrogenase a
Exons: 8
Coding region: 12-1001 (329 amino acids)
Biological process (GO): L-valine catabolic process
Cellular component (GO): mitochondrion
Molecular function (GO): NADP binding; 3-hydroxyisobutyrate dehydrogenase activity; NAD binding
Source: RefSeq, a predicted model, not a curated record
GGGAAAGAAGCAUGGCUGCCUUGUUCAGAGGGUCUCGGAAUUUGUUCCAAAGGUGCAAUAAGCAUGUCGACUUUAUAGCGGUAUCGUGUAGAUCAAUGGCCUCUAAGACGCCUGUAGGUUUCGUUGGUUUGGGGAACAUGGGAACGCCCAUGGCGAGGAACUUGCUGAAACAUGGAUAUCCAGUGAUAGCCACCGAUGUCUUUCCUGAGUCCUGCAAAGAGCUACAGGACCUGGGAGCACAGAUCUUGGACAGUCCUGCGGAGGUUGCUGAUAAAGCCGACCGCAUCAUCACCAUGUUACCCUCCAGUCCCAAUGUCAUCGAAGUCUACACAGGACCGACCGGCAUCCUCAAGAAAGUGAAGAAGGGCACACUACUCAUAGACUCCAGCACCAUCGACCCUUCUGUCUCCAAGGAGAUGGCUGUGGCCGCGGAGAAGAUGGGUGCAGUGUUCAUGGAUGCUCCGGUGUCAGGAGGUGUGGGAGCAGCCAGUCUGGCCAAGCUGACCUUCAUGGUGGGCGGGUUAGAGGAAGAGUUUAACGCUGCUCAGGAACUGCUGACCUGCAUGGGAGCAAAUGUGGUGUACUGUGGUCAGGUCGGCACAGGACAGGCAGCCAAGAUCUGCAACAAUAUGCUUCUAGCCAUCGGAAUGAUCGGCACUGCAGAGACCAUGAACCUGGGGAUCAGGCUGGGACUGGACCCUAAGCUGCUGGCUAAGAUCCUCAACAUGAGCUCAGGCCGCUGCUGGUCCAGUGACACAUACAACCCGGUGCCUGGGGUCAUGGAGGGCGUCCCCUCUGCCAACAACUACCAGGGAGGCUUUGGCACCACCCUCAUGGCCAAGGAUCUGGGUUUGGCUCAGAACACGGCGACAAACACUCGGACCCCGGUUCCUCUCGGUUCCCUGGCCCAUCAGAUCUACCGAGUCAUGUGUGCACGUGGCUAUGCUAAUAAAGACUUCUCCUCUGUCUUCCAGUUUCUGCGUGAGGAGGAGGGGCAGUAAAGAAGGCCACGCCCCUGGCUUUUGGAGGGUGGGCGUAUAUGUCUUGUGAUUGACAGGGGCUGUUAGUGUUGAUAAUGAAGGGGAAAUAUGGUCCUAAGUCAACAGAUUCUCGGUCCCCCCCCACACCCCCCCCACCCCACCCCGUUAACGCAGGGGGCCCCCUCCCCAUUCAGGGACGACCAGAGCUCGGUCUAAAAAAACACAAAAGAAAAAGAAAAACUGUCUUUAUUUCCACCCUUGCUCUGGCCUGGUGGACAGGACACACACAAACAUAUAUUCUCAUUCAGUCUGGCUGUAGGUCUUAGUCUCAUUCAGUCUGGCUGUAGGUCUUAGUCUCAUUCAGACUGGCUGGGGGUCUUGGUCUCAUUCAGUCUGGCUGUAGGUCCUAGUCUCAUUCAGACUGGCUGGGGGUCUUGGUCUCAUUCAGUCUGGCUGUAGGUCUUGGUCUCAUUCAGUCUGGCUGUAGGUCUUGGUCUCAUUCAGUCUGGCUGUAGGUCUUGGUCUCAUUCAGUCUGGCUGUAGUUCUUAGUCUCAUUCAGUCUGGCUGGGGGUCUUAGUCUCAUUCAGUCUGGCUGGGGGUCUUGGUCUCAUUCAGUCUUGCUGGGGGUCUUGGUUAGGCUGGGUGAUGAUCAGAUCGCUGGUUAAAAAGGCUGCUGUAAUUUCUUAGCCCUCUUUCCUCUCACAGUCAUCUGCAUCUGUUUGUCCAAUCACCUGUUAUCUUUCCCUCCCUCUCAUUGGAAGAAGAAAGCCAGUGUUUCUUUCCUUGCUUAGCCCUGAUUGGACAGACCGAUGAAGGGGUUUGGUUGUAAGCUCGCCCUGCUCUGGUUCUCUGAGGCUCAGAGCAGCAGUGAGUGAGUCAUAAAAGGUUACCUCUGAGAAUUCCCUCUCUUGACACUGAAACAUAUGCUACCUGCUAGACUGACCCCCUCCUUCUCUGGGUCAAUCAAAUACAGCUUUAUUUUUCUCACUCUUCUUCUCUGACUUUGUGCUCUGUAUUUCCUCAUGAUACAAUGUUAAUCUCUUUUACCCCUCUCUCUCUCUCUCUCUCUCUCUCUCUUUUCUCCACACAGGGUGGAGAAUAAGAUUCACUACCCCCACCCUGUCGUGUAUGUACAUAUGUAUAUUUUUCGUUUCUUUUCAUGUAUUGCAGUACCUUGCAAUACCUCUUCCAUGACAGGUCAGUUGGUACAUCUGUAGAACACACACACAGGAGAGAGAGACAGAGAUUUUACAUGUGUGUGUAUG